AUGAAAGGAGUUACGAGGUUUGGAAAGAAUGGGAAACUGAGUCCCUGGUAUAUUGGACCUUAUAGAAUCUGCAAAAGAGUUGGAAACCUGGCAUAUGAGUUGGAGAUACCCAAAGAGUUAGAAGUGGUUCAUCCGGUAUUUUAUAUUUCUAUCGUGAAAAACUUUUUGGUUGAUCCUUCAUUGAUAGUACCAACAGAGAAUGUGGGGAUUCAGGAUAACUUAUUCAAUGAAGAAGUUCUGGUUCAGAUUUUGGAUCUGCAAGUUCGCACGUUGAGGAAAAAAGAAGUUGCUUCAGUCAGUGUCCUUUGGAGGAACCAUUUGUUAAAGAAGCAACUUGGGAUGUAG
This is a messenger RNA of Solanum lycopersicum (tomato), 345 nucleotides long. RefSeq lists its product as uncharacterized. The record is from RefSeq and is a predicted model, not a curated record. Lineage: Eukaryota; Viridiplantae; Streptophyta; Magnoliopsida; Solanales; Solanaceae.